Molecule: messenger RNA, 1462 nt
Organism: Pollicipes pollicipes
Lineage: Eukaryota; Metazoa; Arthropoda; Thecostraca; Pollicipedomorpha; Pollicipedidae
Product: serine/arginine repetitive matrix protein 2
Exons: 6
Coding region: 245-1462 (405 amino acids)
Source: RefSeq, a predicted model, not a curated record
UUUCCGCUAUUUCAAGGCUGUGUGGUGGGGGGCGGCGGUGCUUAUUCGUGCAUUAAUGCUGCGGUUGUCUUAGGAUUGAAGUUCACGGUGUCAUCAAAAUGACACCAGAAAGUGCUGGCGUUAGGCCGUUUUAAUUCAAAAAUGAGAGUAAAGGCCUACAGGUAUUACGAUAUCGAGGCGACGUCCUGUUCGUCAAUCACCGUACUGAUAUUAAACCAACCUAGAUAGGUUUGAAAGGCCGGCGAUGGCUGCAGGCCUGUCCAUGGAUAGCCUUCUGGCAGACCUGUGCUCACAGGUGGAGAAGGUCAAAAUCAAGUUAAUUGACAAGGAUUUUGCAGAGCACUUCCAAUGGCUGGACGAGAUCGUGGACGAGACGUGCAAGCAGCUCUGGGGCGGCGACGAGGAGAACCAGCCGGAGGUGGACGCCGAACCGGUCACCGAGACGGGCCCGUACCUGCUGCCGCGCACGCCCAGCAUGAAGCGGCGGCGCAAGGAGACGGACCAGGGCCGGCUGGCGGCGCUUAACGCCAGCUUGCUCGAGACGUCGACCACCACGCGCAGCCGGCGUGCCGCCUCCCGAGUGGCCACGGUGAAGAUGGCGCUGGCGCGGCAGAAGCAGAACCAGCCGGCCCGCAAGCUGCGUCGGCCCCGCAGCUCGUGCGUGCGCGCCGAGCAGCGGCUCAUGGACGAAGUGCGCCGCGGCCGGCUGCCCGGCGGUGCCGACGAGUCCGCCCAGUGGGCCUCCACGGACGACAACAGCGAGGAGGAGGCCGUGGUCGAGAAGCCGGCCGUGCGCACGAUGGUGCGCGCGUACGAGGCGCUGGUGGGCGGCUCGGAUGACGCCUCCACGCCAGCAGGCGCGUACUCGUGCGGCGGGAGAGUGCGCAAGGAUGGAGAGGACACGAAGAUGACGUCAGUGGAAAUUGUUGAGAAGACGCCUCCUAAUCGGCGCCAGACGCGCACCAGAGCGGCCGAGACGACGCAGGACCAGGGUGACGCUGAGCUGAAAGGGCAGGGCGAGAAGACCCCGCCGCGGAACCAGCGGCAGACGCGCACACGCGCUGUGGAGAGUGCGCAGGAUGAAGAGGACUCGAAGAUGACGUCAGUGGAAAUUGUUGAGAAGACGCCUCCUAAUCGGCGCCAGACGCGCACCAGAGCGGUCGAGACGACGCAGGACCAGGGUGACGCUGAGCUGAAAGGGCCGGACGAGAAGACCCCGCCGCGGAACCAGCGGCAGACGCGCACACGCGCUGCGGAGAGCGCAGAGGAUGAAGAGGACGCGAAGAUGACGUCAGUGGAAAUUGUUGAAAAGACGCCUCCUAACCGGCGCCAGACGCGCACCAGAGCGGCCGAGACGACGCAGGACCAGGGUGACGCUGAGCUGAAGGAGCCGUACGAGAAGACCCCGCCGCGGCACCAGCGGCAGACGCGCACACGCGCUGCCGGAGAGCGCGCAGGAUAA